CUCCAGAGUUCAGUGUGGGUGAAGUACCUUCCCGAAGGAAGGCCUGCUCUUGCGCCUCCGGCAGUGAAGUGACCUUCAAUAGCUUUAUUUCUUUACAUUAUCCAGGUAGGUAUGCAAAUGCCGCCUUUUCGCAAGCUCAGUAUUCCUCGCUGCCCCAGGUAUUUGACGAUACUUCUCAAUACCCCGUCUACCUAGGUAGUUUUACGCCACAUAUGUCGUCUGUUUUCCUCUCAGCUACCUAGGCAUUCCAAGACUAUCCGUAUGCGCUCCGCCUAAGUCCCCACGACGAUCGAGGCGCGCCUGCUAUUUGGCGUUCAAGUUCCCUUCCCAACACGCAUCGACGAACAACCCAUCCAAAGCGCCUCCGGCUAGCGAACACUUGGGCGAAAAAGGAGAAAAUCAGCAUACGAAUUUCCGAACAUGCCAGACAUCAGCGCUCCGCCGCCCCGGCCGAAGCUGAAGCUUAGCGUGGGCUCGCGACAGUCCUCGUUCAGCGAACAGAAUGGCGCGACGCCGUCGGCUUCGACUCCUUCCUCCUCGAUGAAGAUUAAGCUGAAGCCAUCACAACCACCGACACCAGCUGGAACCGCGGCGCCUGCCCCGUCCAAGACGAAAGCUGGAAGGGUUUCCAAGCCCACAACCAAGAUCAUUGAAUCCAAGAAGCGGGAACAGGACGAAGACGACGAUGGCACGAACCAUCCGUCCAAGAAGAUCAAGCUUCUGAAAACGCCUGUUGUGUCGACGCCUAGGACAGGUCAUAUCGUUGUUAAGUCAAAAGGCAAACCGCCUGUUCACCCACCCGGCGACGGUUAUGACUCCGAGGCUAGUGACCAGGAGAAGGACCCUACAAUCGAGGAGCAGUUCAUAUUGCGCAUGAUGCCCGGCGAGCAUUGCGAAUACGUCAGGAAGUGCAUUGAGGAAGGCAAGGUCGGCAUCCCUAGAAAGGAUGGCGGCGCUGACAUAAUGAUGAAGUUCUUCGACGAGGACACCCGGCGCGCCAUGGUGGUAGUAAAGGGGCAGCCUUAUGCUGCAGUCAUGGUCGAACUGCCUACGAUCACGGAAGGCAUGAAGUCUUGGGACCGAAAGACCCUCAUGAAGUCUGCCGACAUUUGUCACAUGCUCCUUGUAUUUCAGCAGGUCCGGAGUGAGGAGGAGGCAAAGAAGGCGCCGUUACCUGCAAUGAUCCAACCUGGAUUCAAAUGGCCGCACGGUCUGACACCCCCUAUGCACGAUGCCACCAACCAAAGAUUCGCCAAGAUCAUCAGUCGCUCAGAGAUCGAGCUGAAGGAAAAUGAGGUCAAGAAGCUCUUGCAGGCCGACGCGGCCGCCAUGUCCUCCAGAUACGAACUCAUCGACGACAGAAAGAUGCAGUCUGGCGACGAGUACUCCGAAGACGAACAAGACGCCGACGGCGAGGCUGACGACAGCGGGUAUUUCCCGGCUGACGGCUACAACGACGGCGAACUCGAUGAACAUGAUGACGACUUGGAGGCUGAGCUAAUGGCUGCUUUCGAGGAGGAGGAGGCGAUGAACCAGGUCACGACAGAGGCAGGCACACCAGCGACACAACUCGAGGCCGCUACCCCCAUGACUAUGAAUACCGGCACACCCGCACAUAAUGCCCACGAUAGCGGUGACGGAGAGGAGUCUGUCGCCAGCGAGGAAGACGAAGAUGACGACGACGAUGAAGACGAUGACGACAAGGAGCGGCUGGACGAAGUCAAGGCAGUCCGGGAGGACAUUACACAGCUCAAAAACGAGAUCGCGAAGAAGGAGCAAGAGAAGUCGAAUCAGACGAAUAAGAUUCUGAAGAACCGCGUCGAGGCUCGCUUGAAGGAUCUGAGAGCAGAGCUGUCGCUCAAGCAAGCAUCUAUUGGAGAACAGGAAGAGGAUGAAGACUAGCAGACGUGUUAGUGGUGGUCUCGAAGGAGCAGCAUCAGAACGGUCGGAUAAUAUUGCGAUGCUGAUGAUAUGAGUGCCCACCAAAGGCCACACGAAACAAUGUCCGUUUUCUUUUCAAAGGCAAUGUGUAUUCUUAACCUCUUGCCCUCGAGCUUUGAUACCAAAAGACAGGGCGCUUUGUCAACAAUGUCUCUUGAUAUUGGUGCUCAAUGUUUGAUAUUUUAAGUGAUAAGACGAGCCGGCGAUGCCGAAAGUAAAUAUUGUACAAGAGUCCCCUUUCGCUUGACUCUCUUAUGAUACACACAACCCCAGCCGCGUACGCUACCACGCCAGUCGUGGCAGCGCAAGACACAACGGCAUCAACGCCAAUACCACGCCUGCCU
Molecule: messenger RNA, 2285 nt
Organism: Colletotrichum destructivum
Lineage: Eukaryota; Fungi; Ascomycota; Sordariomycetes; Glomerellales; Glomerellaceae
Product: Putative TAFII55 protein region
Exons: 1
Coding region: 421-1902 (493 amino acids)
Biological process (GO): transcription initiation at RNA polymerase II promoter; RNA polymerase II preinitiation complex assembly
Cellular component (GO): transcription factor TFIID complex
Molecular function (GO): RNA polymerase II general transcription initiation factor activity
Source: RefSeq, a predicted model, not a curated record